GUGGCUUUAUCUCUGACACUGUACUGGAUAACUAGAAUGCUGUGACACUAACACACUUUAUCGGUAGUUUUGUUUUUUUAUUUCUACAUUAGAAUAUGUUAAUGCACACCUUCAGACCGGUUGUGGCUUUUCUUCGUAGCAGGAGCGCUAUAUCGAGACUUUACCAUGCAGAGAAAGUGGCGACACUGGGCUCCCAGCCAGACUCGCAGUCUCCCGAUUAUCAGGAAAACUAUGAACGUAUGCAAGCUCUUGUUAAGCAGCUGAAAGACAGAGCAGAAAAGAUAAAGCUGGGUGGAGGAGAGAAAGCUAGAAAUCUGCACACAUCCCGAGGAAAGCUUUUGCCUCGGGAGCGCAUUGACAAGCUGCUGGACCCGGGCUCUCCAUUUCUGGAGUUGUCGCAGUUUGCUGCGUAUGAGCUCUACAGUAAUGAGGAAGUGCCUGCUGGAGGAAUCAUCACUGGCAUUGGCAGAGUGUCUGGGGUGGAGUGUGUUAUAGUUGCAAAUGAUGCCACUGUCAAAGGAGGCACCUAUUAUCCAGUUACUGUGAAGAAGCACCUUCGUGCUCAGGAAAUUGCACACCAGAACCACUUGCCAUGUAUAUAUUUGGUGGAUUCUGGAGGGGCGAACCUACCCCGACAGGCUGAUGUGUUUCCUGAUAGAGAUCACUUUGGACGCAUCUUCUUCAACCAGGCACGCAUGUCCUCAGACGGCAUUGCACAGAUUGCUGUAGUGAUGGGCUCUUGUACAGCAGGGGGCGCCUAUGUCCCCGCCAUGGCAGACGAAAGCAUCAUUGUGCGCAAACAGGGGACCAUUUUUCUUGGAGGACCUCCACUUGUAAAAGCUGCUACUGGUGAGGAAGUCUCUGCUGAAGAACUUGGAGGUGCUGACCUUCACUGCAGUAAAUCUGGUGUAACUGAUCACUACGCCUUAGAUGAUGAUCAUGCUCUUCACCUAGCCAGGAAAGCAGUGCGCAACCUGAACUACCAGAAAAAACUCUCUGUCACUGUGGAACCUCCUGAGGCACCGUUGUUCCCAGCAGAUGAACUUUAUGGCAUUGUGGGGGAGAUUAAACGAAACUUUGACGUGAAGGAGGUGAUCGCUCGGGUAGCUGACGGCAGUAAAUUUGACGAAUUUAAGGCGUUUUAUGGGGACACACUAGUAACUGGCUUUGCACGGAUAUUCGGUUAUCCAGUCGGGAUCAUUGGCAAUAAUGGAGUCCUGUUCUCAGAAUCUGCUAAGAAAGGGACUCAUUUUAUUGAGCUGUGCUGUCAAAGGAACAUUCCCCUGAUCUUCCUCCAGAACAUCACAGGUUUUAUGGUUGGGAGAGAGUACGAGGCAGGUGGCAUUGCUAAGGACGGGGCUAAGAUGGUGACUGCUGUGGCCUGUGCUAAUGUGCCCAAGUUCACUGUAAUCAUCGGAGGAUCCUACGGGGCGGGAAACUAUGGCAUGUGUGGAAGAGCAUACAGUCCCCGAUUCCUGUACACGUGGCCGAACGCACGCAUCUCAGUGAUGGGAGGAGAGCAAGCAGCCAAUGUUCUGGCCACCAUCACAAAAGAUCAGAAAGCCAGAGAAGGGAAACAGCUCACAGCAGAACAGGAGGCGGCUUUGAAGGAGCCAAUAAUCAAACGAUUUGAGGAGGAGGGAAAUCCAUAUUAUUCCAGUGCCAGACUAUGGGAUGAUGGAAUCAUCGACCCCGCUGACACACGCCUCGUCCUAGGACUCAGUCUGAGCGCCGCACUUAAUGCCCCCGCACAGAAGACUCGCUUCGGCAUCUUCAGGAUGUGAAGCUGCACAUUUGUUCGGUUCUUUGUCAAUUCUGAAGAGACCGUAAUGGUUUUGUUUGUCAAUGUUACGGUUUUUUUUUUUUUUUUAACUGCUUGGUCCGAGCAGUAAAAGGAUUGAAACUAUAAAUUGAGUAGUCUCUCUUUAAUUUCUGAAAUAAUUGUAUGCAUUCUAUAAUAAUAAGCUAAUUAUUAUAAAUCAUGUAUGACAUUAACGAGCUGCUUUUUACCACCAAGCAAGUUUUAACAGGCACAGUUGGAUUAUUUGACAUCUUAUUACAAGUUCAUUACAAAAUACAAUGAUUGCUGUACAUGGUAUAAAAUAUAAUAAGGCUACUUUACAAGUCCUAAUGGUGCAUUAAAGUCAGUCUUAUGCCUGUAUUCCCACUUUGUGCACUGAGACGAAGUGAUCAUAUCCAGAGAGGAUCAGAAACCGCAGAUGUGUUGCAUUUGAGCAGUCAAGCUGGAGAAAAAACAUCAUAUGUAUUGAGUGUAUCUCUUAUAGGCAUGACAGAACAGCAAUUAGGGAAAAAAUAAUAAACUCACUGAAAUUUCA
Molecule: messenger RNA, 2336 nt
Organism: Silurus meridionalis
Lineage: Eukaryota; Metazoa; Chordata; Actinopteri; Siluriformes; Siluridae
Gene: mccc2
Product: methylcrotonyl-CoA carboxylase subunit 2
Biological process (GO): L-leucine catabolic process
Cellular component (GO): methylcrotonoyl-CoA carboxylase complex; mitochondrion
Molecular function (GO): methylcrotonoyl-CoA carboxylase activity
Source: RefSeq, a predicted model, not a curated record